Molecule: messenger RNA, 3339 nt
Organism: Acipenser ruthenus (sterlet)
Lineage: Eukaryota; Metazoa; Chordata; Actinopteri; Acipenseriformes; Acipenseridae
Product: calcium-activated potassium channel subunit beta-2-like
Exons: 5
Coding region: 70-924 (284 amino acids)
Biological process (GO): detection of calcium ion; potassium ion transport
Cellular component (GO): membrane; voltage-gated potassium channel complex
Molecular function (GO): calcium-activated potassium channel activity; potassium channel regulator activity
Source: RefSeq, a predicted model, not a curated record
GGAACUCUUCCUGUUUUACUUGGGCUGUGAUAAAUAUGCCUUCCUGCCUCCAACUUCCUUCUGUCUGGUAUGAUUUUUCCAGUGACACCCACAAAGAAAUCCCCAAUGCAACGAGAAGAAUCUUAUAUCGGGUUUAAUCAUCCCAAAAAGAAAGUGGGGUCUUUUGCUCAUCAGACUCAAAGCUCUGCAGUAAGAAGAAGUGGAGGAGGUGGCAGGCUCAACAAGAUGUUUCUUUGGACAGGCAGCAGAGCUGCACAGGGCAACCAAUGUGAAAGAAGUACUGUUUACCAGAAAAUCAGAGAGCACGGCUACCUGGAUAAGAGGAAGACGGUGACUGCUCUGAAGGCAGGGGAGGAUCGGGCCAUUUUCUUGGGCCUCACCAUGAUCAUGUGUUCCAUGAUGCUGUACUUCAUCCUGGGGAUCACAAUCCUCCGAUCCUACAUGGAGAGUGUCUGGACGGAGGAGUCGUGGUGCACUGUGCUCAACUCUAGCAACAUAGGAGAUAUGACAUGUACAUUCAGCUGUGGCUCAGACUGCUAUGGAGUCUCAAAGUAUCCCUGUCUGCAGGUCUUUGUCAUCCUGAACUCCUCCGGAGAAGUGUAUCGGCUGUCCCACACUGAGGAGACACUGGGAAUCAAUCCUGAGUGCUUUUAUGUACCAAAAUGCAAAAAGACGUGCAACAUGACUGUAAUCGAGAGCAUUGCUGAGCAUUUCAAAAAGCAUCAACAGUUUCCAUGCUUUCAUGACCGGGAAAGAAAACAAGAGAAUGUCCUUUUGACUAGACCCUACGGGCCCAGCACCCUCUUUCACUCCCUCUUCUGGCCUACCUGCAUGCUCAUUGGAGGUACCCUCAUCAUCACCAUGGUAAAGCUCACUCAAUAUCUCUCCUUCCUCUGUGAGGGCAUCAGUAAAAUCAAAAGGUGAAAUGUAAAAAGAAAAAACUCUUACACCACGCCAAAGAACCUUAAGAAGGGUCACAAAUGCUAUAUUCCCAAAAUACUGUAUCUGAAAAGUCUUGUUUGCCACAAUUUCCUAACACUUUUAUCUUGCUAAUAUUGAAGGGUCAAGUAUAAAUGCAGUGUAUUCCUCAUUUCUGGACAUUUUGAUCCAGGUCUGUGGAAGGCACGUGAAGACAUUCUAGAACAGAAUAUCACCAUCAUUUCACUGCUGGAAAUUCAGUUUCUGUAAGCGUCUCUCAGUGUGAAAGAAAAGCAUCCCACUUAAUUGCAGCCAUAAAAAUUGUGGAUGUUAGUGAGAACACGUCAGAAAACCAUCAAGAAAGGAAGAGGACGUUUAUCCAUCAAGUUUAAAGCCAAGAAAUACCAAAACGCAGAGCCAAACUGAAAGUGAAAUGGAUUGCAGUGCUGUUGCAAGUAUGUUCAAAUCCAUGAUGCUCAAGUAAUGCCUGUUGGAGGAUCAGGACUGUGGGGUGGUGUAACACAAACUCUAACCAAAACAUCAGGUAAAAAUGUCUAUGUAUUCAUGUCUAUGUACCAGCAAGUUGACAUGCUUUUUAUCAUGCUUUGGUUCUAUUUUCACUAUUUUCAGAUCUCAAGAGGUAUAAUGUGAUUAGAGUGUUUUCUAUACAGAUGGAAAAGAGAAAAUCAAAUCCUGCUGAAGUUACAGUAGCUGUCACACAGUAAAAUAGUGGACAGUUUAUUGUGAUGCUUUUGUUUUUAUAACAUCUAUUGUAUCGUGCUACUUUGUUGCAUUAUAAUUCACACUCUCCUUUGACAACAAUCCUAGUGUGACAAGCUAUGCCCUUGACCCCUGGGUGCUAGCAGCAAUCAGUUGACAUACUGUCGACCAAAUGUCAACUGUCAUGUGAUGUACCAGAUACCCAACCAGCAAGACAUUUUCAGUGAGGCAUUUAGAAACAGUUUCCCUGUUCCAUGGAAGUUCAAACCCACUAGACGAAAAUUGUUUAAGAAAUUGCUUGUGAAGUUUUUGUACUGUUGAUGCUUUUUUUCUUUUUAUUAAAACUACAAUGGUUCUGUAAUAACUUAUACCUGGGGCCAACAGGAAGCAAUGCAUUAUGGACAUUUCCCACAGACUAAAACUUUUUAAAAGAACCUUACUUAAUUAAAAAACAAAAUGUUGCCAAUGCAUAGAAGUUUAACAUUGAGGAUCACACUCAUAAAUUGGUUGCCAUCAUACAUGUCUUGACUGACAACACCAUUAUGAUAUAUUUCGCAAAAACUAAAACUAAAGAACUAAAGAAAUCUGGAACAGCUACAAAAAUCUGGAUCAUCUAUAAAUCUCCAAGGAUUUCCCCAAACGAUUUGAAAAAACUUACGACAGAGGUGACCAAAGCUGGCCCUUAUGCUUCUGGUCUUUGUUCCAACCCUGUGCUAAAUUGUUUAAUUGAACCAAUUAAACCUCCAUCCAGACUCUGAACUAGUUAAUUAUAUCUUUUUACAUGUUAAGUGGAAUGGAGUGGAAUGGCACUCCAAGACGAGAUAGAUCAACCCUGGACAUUCAACGGUGUUUUGUCCAUAAAAACUUUGGAUUACUUUUUGCCUUACUAAGGAUUUGCUUGUACUCCACCCAAAAGAAAAGAAAUACAUAUAUAGUUAGAGCACUGACUAUAUUCAUAGCUAACAUAUUUCAUAAUCUCUUACAUCUGGGUUCAGGCCUUCUCUCAGUGGGGUUUUUGCAGGAGAGGGCCAGAACAUAGGGAGUUAGUAACUCCCGGACUGACCUUAGAAACCAACUCUGAGGCAGACCUUUCCAUAGCUUGAGGAGCUCAAACAAAACCUGUUUCUUAGGGUAUUGAAGGUGGGAAUGCAAAAAGACCAAGAUUAAUUAGUGGAUGCACUUUCUCCACUAUAAACUAAAAUGAUAUACAUCUAGAAGCUGACUCCUUGAGUUUUUGGACAUGUUUUUGGAACAAGUCAACAGCAAUACUUAUUAUAUCUAACAGCCACCUGUAUUAAAAUAAGUGCCAUCUGUUCCCCUUUUUUUAAUAGAUCAAUUCAUCCGUUCUAAACAUAAGAAUUUAUAAUACAGUAAAAUCUGUAUUAACAGGGCACCUGAAUUGAUUUUAUUAAAUUGUUUAUGUAAGUGCAUGAAUUUGUCUUUGGUCGACAUCAAUGCUCAGUCAGUGUUAAUUCAAGUUUCACUGCAGAAUAUUGUUACCGAUUCACUUCUAUUCAGUUAAUGCAAAUUUCCUUUCACAAACCUGCAAUUGUUUCUUGUUAUAUUGUCAUUCCAUCUCUGGUACUGUAUACUUUAUCUCACAAUAAUUGUUUGUCAAACUUCUGUUGAUAAAGUUUUAAAAAUUCACAUAGUGACUUACUUUUCUAUUUCGCUAAUGAUUAAAAAAAUAAAGAUGAUCAU